AUGCAAAAACGGCCGUUUGCAGACAUUGUUCUGGAUUUGGGAAAGCCGCUAGGUGAUGGAGACUGUCAGGUGAUGCACAGCGCAGGAGAUGAAAACAGCUCAGAGAGUAAACUGGCUCGGCCUCGUACUACAGAUGAGCCGCGCACAGAGGACAAGCUCGACUGCUCAACAGGGAAUCAGAAGAGCAGUGAUGAAAUAAGAAUUGUGCUGGUUGGAAAGACUGGAGUAGGAAAGAGUGCAGCAGCAAAUACCAUCCUGGGAGAAAACAAGUUUAAUUCAGAUCUGUCCUCCUCCUCUGUGACCAUAGACUGUGAUAAAGCCAAAGGAGAAGUCAAUGGGCAAAAGGUGGCCGUGAUUGACACUCCAGGCUUGUUUGACACAAAAGAGGAACAAACUUUGAUUGAGGCAAAGAUUAAACUGUGCAUAUCGCUCUCCGCGCCAGGCCCUCAUGUUUUUCUUGUGGUUGUGCAGCUUGGGAGAUUUACAGCAGAGGAAAAAAGUACUGUGGAGCAAAUUCAGAAAAUCUUUGGCGAUCAAGCAUCAAAAUACACCAUGGUACUGUUCACUCAUGGAGACAAGCUGAAGCGUGUACAGAAAAGCAUUCAUACGUUUGUUAAAGACAGUGCUGAUCUGCUUGACUUUGUCAAGACUACAAGUGGCCGAUACCAUGUUUUUGACAAUGAAGAUAAGGAUCCAAACCAGGUCAACAUGCUGUUUGAACAAAUAAAGCAGCUUAAGACUGUAAAUGGUGAAGAGUAUUACACUAAUGAAAUGCUUCGGGAAGCUGAGAGAGCAAUAGAGGAAGAAAAAGAAAGGCUUAUGCUGCAACAACAAAUGACUGAACAGGAAGCAAGAUACAGAGCAGAAAGAAACAAUAAGUUUGUGAAAGCCGGUGUGGUAUUGGCAGGAGGCGCUGCUGCUGCUGCUGCGACUGUUGCUGUAAAAGCCUGCCAACUUCAAUGAGAACAUUUCUCUGAUUGGUUAAUCCAGCAUUGGUCAGUUAUUGAUUAACAAUAAAUUCCUUAAUUAUUAAUAUGCAAAAUAAAAAAUGACAGUAGCACUGUGACAUAAUGCUAGCUAUGGACACGUUUUAUUAUACUAGGUCACUGUAGUUUAUUUUAGUACAA
Molecule: messenger RNA, 1127 nt
Organism: Carassius gibelio (silver crucian carp)
Lineage: Eukaryota; Metazoa; Chordata; Actinopteri; Cypriniformes; Cyprinidae
Product: GTPase IMAP family member 9-like
Exons: 2
Coding region: 1-963 (320 amino acids)
Molecular function (GO): GTP binding
Source: RefSeq, a predicted model, not a curated record